Messenger RNA from Oncorhynchus mykiss (rainbow trout), 3498 nucleotides. RefSeq names its product flotillin-1. Gene Ontology annotation, molecular function: protease binding. Gene Ontology annotation, biological process: protein kinase C signaling; positive regulation of cell-cell adhesion mediated by cadherin; positive regulation of endocytosis. Gene Ontology annotation, cellular component: flotillin complex; cytoplasmic vesicle; plasma membrane. The record is from RefSeq and is a predicted model, not a curated record. NCBI's taxonomy places the organism in Eukaryota, Metazoa, Chordata, Actinopteri, Salmoniformes, Salmonidae.
GGUCAGCAUUUGCUCACCAUUAAGUCACGUUAAGUAACAUUUUGUUGCAAUUCCAGUAUUUGAGCCAGUCGUCAAGUCACGUAAAUCGGAGUAUAUUGAAACCCUCUUGAGUGUACACGACGAUUUAUGAAAACAUAUCUUUAGGGAGAAUCGAUUGGUCCAAAUCAAGAUGUUCCACACAUGUGGACCCAAUGAAGCCAUGGUGGUGUCUGGCUUUGGUCGUUCCCCUCCUCUAAUGAUCGCUGGAGGAAGAGUGUUUGUCCUCCCCUGUAUUCAACAGAUCCAGAGGAUCACUCUGAACACCCUGACUCUGAAUGUGAAGAGUGAUAAGGUGUACACCCGUCAUGGAGUGCCCAUCUCUGUCACGGGCAUCGCCCAGGUGAAGAUCCAGGGUCAGAACAAGGAGAUGCUGGCCACGGCCUGUCAGAUGUUCAUGGGAAAGUCUGAGGCUGAGGUCUCCAACAUCGCCCUGGAAACACUGGAGGGGCACCAGAGGGCCAUCAUCGCCCAUCUGACUGUUGAGGAGAUCUACCAGGACCGUAAGAAGUUUUCUGAGCAGGUGUUCAAGGUGGCCUCCUCUGACCUGGUCAACAUGGGCAUCGGCGUGGUCAGCUACACGCUCAAAGACGUUCACGACGACCAGGAUUACCUCAACUCCCUGGGUAAAGCUAGGACAGCUCAGGUGCAGAAAGAUGCCAGGAUCGGAGAGGCUCAGUACAAACGAGACGCGGUGAUCCGUGAGGCCCAGGCCAUGCAGGAGAAGGUGUCGGCCCAGUAUCUGAAUGAGAUUGAGAUGGCCAAAGCCCAGAGAGACUACGAGCUGAAGAAGGCCUCCUACGACUACGAGGUCAACACCAAGAAGGCAGAGUCUGAGAUGGCCUAUCAGCUGCAGGUGGCGAAGACGAAGCAGCGGAUUGAGGAGGAGACGAUGCAGGUGAAGGUGGUGGAGAGGUCUCAGCAGAUCAUGCUGCAGGAGCAGGAGAUCACCCGCAAGGAGAUGGAGCUGGAGGCCACGGUGAAGAAGCCUGCUGAGGCAGAGAGAUACCGUCUGGAGAGACUGGCUGAGGCGGAACGUGCACAGCUCAUCAUGGAAGCUGAGGCAGAGGCAGAGUCCAUCAGAAUGAGGGGCGAUGCUGAGGCGUUUGCUCUGGAGGCUAAGGGUCGUGCCGAGGCAGAGCAGAUGGCUAAGAAGGCUGAGGCCUUUAAACAGUACGGGGAGGGAGCCAUGGUGGACAUGCUGCUGGAGAAACUACCACUGAUAGCAGAGGAGAUCAGCAGGCCCCUCUCCAAGGCCCAGAAGGUUACCAUGGUUUCCAGCGGCGGCGGUGAGGUGGGCGCUGCCAAGCUGACCGGAGAGGUUCUGGACAUCAUGACCAGACUACCAGCUGCUGUGGAGAAACUCACUGGAAUCAACAUCUCACAGGUUGGCCUGUCCACCCGAAUGGGCUGAGAAUGGAGCCCAGUGACUGAGACAGCCUGCACCGUCAGACCAGGAACUCCAUACUGCCUCCUUGUGCCUAUAAUUACUAUUACCUAGUGUAGUUGUCUGUCUAUGUCUGCAUGCCUGUCUGCAUGCCUGUGUUAGCACGGUAGUCUUUCUUAGAGCAUGUGUCAUUGGCACUCAUUGGCACUGAUCUGGAAACAAAGGAUGGGUCAAAGCUGUAUGUUGUUGGCCUACUGUGGGAGUUUGUGUCUCCUGGUCAUUCAUAUCCCUGUUAGAUCAGCUUGGAUGAAGGAAAGGAAAGCACUUUGGGCUAGCAUGACACAGCCUUAGUAGUUCUGGUAGCAACGAGCCUCUUUUCCCCAUCCGUUAUUCAGUGUGUUUUAAUCACUGCUUCAAGCCUGCCUUUCUGUCUCCCUCUAUUACAGGUCUGGGUCCAUAUAAACUGUUCCACUGUCACAUAGUUGUGUUUUAGUUGUAAUUCAUAGAGUAUUAUUUCAUUGGGAUGUGGUUGAGAAAGGAUGUUUUCAUUCUCUUCAUUCUUUGUUGUUGAUAGGAAAUAAUCGUGUCAGUAUGAGGUUUGUCAGUUGAUUGUUUUGUCGACAUUUGCAGUUAUUCUAUAAGGUAGUCUGUCUUGUUCUGAGCAUGGUUGGCUAGCUAGUUGCUAUCAAUUGCUUUGCAAAUGAAGAAGAAAUGCUCUUUACUUUCACUGUGGACAUUUCUUCAUUUAUUUUUUAGCUAAUUGUAGUCCUGGUAGUCAUGUUAUUAAACAUGUUCUACCUGCUUAUGGAUUCUAGUACCUCUUGUCUACCAAUUUAUGGACAAAGUGGUUUCCCAUUAUGUGCUCCCCUGACAGUAGAUCCUAGAUCAGUCUACUGAUAUCUCUAGCCCUCUAGAAUGGCCAGUGCCUUGUGUUUUAAAGUCUUAAUUAAUCAUAUCAAUACAAGCCAUAUUACAGUAGAAGCCAAGUUGCAUGCAGAUAAUGCUGAUUUGUGAUCUUUUUGCCAUGACCCUGCCAUAUGUGUGGGAUGAAAUCACAAACUAUAUGAUGGGUUGGCACUAAACCUCUUCUCUCUGUUGGUACAAUACUGGCAUAGACACAAUCACUGGAGUACUGAAUUUGAUGGUACCUAAUCUAAUUUUCCAUAGCAAAAGAAAAACAAGGAACUACAGAUUCUCUGUUACUAAAGUGUUGUUUAUCCAACAGACAGGUUGUCAUGUACACCAUUAUGGCUUAGUUCCAGUGUGUUUCUAAACCCUAGACUUAUUAGACAGACAGGCCUUCGAUCAGAGCUUCUACUGUGCUACAACUGUAUAAAGGUGGAGAUUUUCUGUGAAGUGAUUGGAAGGAAGGAAGGAAGGAAGUGGGUGGGAGGAGGGAGGGAGCGGACUGGGGUUUUCCUGCUGAAGACUAACCUCCGAGGUCUCUUUAUCUAGGUCAGGUGUACUGUCAGUCACGUGGUGUCUGGUGGAUGUGCUGUUUGAGGUGAAGUUAUGUGUGUGGGAAUGGGGAAACUAGCCUGGGUGCCAGUCUGUUUCUGCUCUCUUGUCAACUCCUUAUCGAAUUGUCAAGCCAAACACGUUUCCCUUAAUGUCAAUGGAACAGGCAAAAGCACAACCAGACCUGGGACCAGGCUACAGACACUACUAUAGUGGAGUUCCAUGUAUGGUCCAGUGGGGUAGACAGGCACCUUCUGUAGACUGGAGUAGACCAUAUACAUUUUAAUCAGAUGUGUUGAUUAAUCAGGAGCUAUCCUUUUGUAUUGUAAUCUUAUCAUUAGACUGGUCUUAUUUUUCCAGAUUUUCUAUGUGGUGCUGAUCACAUCCCUGUUUGAUCCUUUUUGUAGUAUAAGGUUUGUUAGGGACUGGUUCUAUACCAUAGAAAUAUAAUCCUUCUGUGUUCUAUACCACCACUCAGGAUUCUAGAAGCUACUACUCUCUAGCUGAUUGUAAUUUCCCAAAGCUUACAUGCUCUCUGGCUGUCUAUGCAUUUUGUUACCGUCAAGUGCCUGACUAAGUUGAAAGAUUCCCAUUUUUCUCUCAACCUAAAGGCUAAA